AUGUUCACAUCUUCGUAUCGAAAAGAGUACUACGAAAAGAAUAAGGACCGGAUCGCCCUACACCAGCAAAAGUACCAUCGCAAGCACCGCGACCACGUGCUUUUGCGAAGGAAGGCCUAUAAGGCUCGGAACCAAGUCAGUAUUUCCGCCCAACACAAAGAGUACCAGCAGCGAAAUCGGGACAAAAUCAACGCCUACCAGCGGGACCGCCGCCAACGCCUCAAGGCAGCGCGAGCAGCCACCCACGAUGAAAUUGGCUUCAACAACACGACGCAAUGUCUUUCCGAAGGUAUGGAAAUAUCCUCUGUCGACGAUGACACAACCGAAACCCGACCGCUCGACAAGAUGCACCUGACCUUCCUGCUGCAUCGCGACUGA
Messenger RNA from Aphanomyces astaci, 378 nucleotides. RefSeq lists its product as hypothetical. The transcript has a single exon. Bases 1 to 378 code for a protein of 125 amino acids. The record is from RefSeq and is a predicted model, not a curated record. NCBI's taxonomy places the organism in Eukaryota, Oomycota, Saprolegniomycetes, Saprolegniales, Verrucalvaceae.